UCAGACACCCUCCACCUCAGGCCACGGGGCCGCGUCCCCUCGCCGGCCUAUAAAUACCGGCGAAGGGGAGCCAAACAAGAUCACCACCACAACACCAUCAUCGCAUCCCAUUAGCAUUCUACCAUUUUCCUCGGAGAGAAGUAGCCAGAAACAGCAGCGCCAUGGCCGGCAUCAUGCACAAGAUCGAGGAGAAGCUCCACAUGGGCGGCGGCAGCGACGAGCACAAGAAGGACGAGGAGCACAAGAAGGCGGAGGAGCACAAGAAGAAGGACGGGGAGCACAAGAAGGACGGCGAGCACAAGGAGGGCAUGAUGGAGAAGAUCAAGGACAAGAUCAGCGGCGACGGCCACGGCGACGGCAAGAAGGACGGCGACCACAAGGAGAAGAAGGACAAGAAGAAGAAGAAGGACAAGAAGCACGGCGAGGGCCACAAGGACGACGACGGCCACGGCAGCAGCAGCAGCGACAGCGACAGCGACUGAGCCAGCUCCGGCCGCGCUCCGGCAGCAGCGUGCAGUGUAGGCGAGAUCGAUGAACGCUUGGGAGAAGUGUGGCAUACAUAUAUGUUGCAGGGUUUGGAGCGUGUGGUAGCAUAUGUAUGUAAUGCGUGACAUGUCUCAUGGAUCUUGUGAUGUAUAAUAAUUAGCCGGCUGCACUGCACUGCACGGUGCUUGUAAUAAUAACGUUAAUGAAUCAUGUUGGUAUUGAUGCA
This is a messenger RNA of Aegilops tauschii subsp. strangulata, 712 nucleotides long. Its product is annotated as protein SRC1. The record is from RefSeq and is a predicted model, not a curated record. Lineage: Eukaryota; Viridiplantae; Streptophyta; Magnoliopsida; Poales; Poaceae. Gene Ontology annotation, molecular function: metal ion binding.